Camellia sinensis is the source of this 631-nucleotide messenger RNA. Its product is annotated as calvin cycle protein CP12-1, chloroplastic. Gene Ontology annotation, biological process: negative regulation of reductive pentose-phosphate cycle. Gene Ontology annotation, cellular component: chloroplast. NCBI's taxonomy places the organism in Eukaryota, Viridiplantae, Streptophyta, Magnoliopsida, Ericales, Theaceae. The record is from RefSeq and is a predicted model, not a curated record.
CAUAUUAUCAUCAUACCCUCCUCCCACCCCUACAGCCUAUUCCAUUUCGAAAACAAAAACACAAAUAUUUCAAAAAAACAAUGGCAACAAUUUCUAGCCUUAGCCUAUCAACCCCAAGAAUCUCACCCAAAGCAUCAUCAGACUCACCAAAGGCCCACACCAUCAUUAAUAAUAAGCUGAACCACCCUUGGAAUUGGAACAGAUCCAGUCAAUUCGGGCCGGGUCGGAUGUGUGUCCGACCCGUGGCAGCUGUCCCGGAAGGCCUGUCGGAGAAGGUGGCGGAGAGCAUAAAGAGCGCGGAGGAGACAUGCUCCGAUGACCCGGUGAGCGGAGAGUGCGCGGCGGCGUGGGAUGAGGUGGAGGAGCUCAGUGCAGCGGCAAGCCAUGCCAGGGACAAGAUGAAAGAGUCCGACCCGCUUGAAAAUUUCUGUAAGGAUAACAUGGAUACCGAGGAGUGCCGCACUUACGAUGAUUGAUCAAUCAACCAUGCUCAUAUGUGUAUGUUUGUGUGUUUUCUUUUUUUUGAAUUUUAAAAAUAAAAAGUUCGACUUUGAGAUUUCAUGUUGAUUUUAGACUUUGUGAUAUAACGAAUAGACUUGCCUUGUUUCAUAUAUUAGCAAUUGGGUUCAUA